Parastagonospora nodorum SN15 is the source of this 942-nucleotide messenger RNA. RefSeq lists its product as hypothetical. The record is from RefSeq and is a predicted model, not a curated record. The coding region runs from base 1 to 942 and encodes 313 amino acids. Gene Ontology annotation, biological process: endoplasmic reticulum to Golgi vesicle-mediated transport. Lineage: Eukaryota; Fungi; Ascomycota; Dothideomycetes; Pleosporales; Phaeosphaeriaceae. The transcript has 2 exons. Gene Ontology annotation, cellular component: membrane; trans-Golgi network.
AUGGCGGCAAUGAUGCCGAGCGCCUCAACCUCUUCGGGCAACCCCUACGACGACGAUGCAGUGGAGCGCGAUUUGAUUGACCCAGACGAUGCGACCCUCGACGACCUAGACGACCCGCUGCAGGGGACCUCGGACCGCGCACCGCUGACUGGAAACAUCUCAUCGCGGUCAGGUGCUGCGAAUACACAGUCCUACUUGACCUCGAGCAUCCCUGGCGAGGACCGUCGCGCGCCCACCAACACCAUCGACGAGACGGUAUGGGAUACGCUGUCGCGGGACCUCCUCGCGAUAUGGGAGAAGAUGAAGCAGGUGCUGUACCCCAAGUACCUGCUGGGCGGCAUGAUGCAGCGUGGAGGGGGUAUUGGCGCUGCAGAGCGUGGUGAAGCAGAUGGCCUUGGGGGAAGCUUGAGAAACCUGGCAGGCAGAUGGCCUGACGCAGACAUCCUUCUUGAGAGCGGCAUGAGCGACGGGCUAAGAGACUGGGACUUGUGGGGACCGCUGGUCUUUUGUCUGCUACUGAGCUUGUUCCUCUCGUGGGGCGCGGGAGGCAAGCAGAAGGAGAUUGUUUUCUCGGGCGUCUUUGCCAUGGUCUGGAUCGGCGAAGCAGUCGUCACGAUGCAGAUCAAGCUCCUGGGAGGCAGCAUGUACGUUGACCAUUUGAAGCUCAAGGGAUACAUACUGACUACAUACAGUGCCUUCUUUCAGUCCGUCUCCAUCAUCGGCUACACGCUCUUCCCGCUCGUCAUCGCCUCGCUCCUCAGCGCCAUUGGCAUUCCUAUCAUCGUCAGAGUGCCCGUAUACUUGGUCCUUGUAGCCUGGUCUCUGGCCGCGGGUGUGUCAAUUAUGGGCGGAAGUGGUGUGGUCAGGAAUCGCGUGGGCAUCGCAGUAUACCCGCUGUUUGUCUUCUACAUGCUCUUGGGCUGUCUCUGUUUUAUCAGCUAG